Molecule: messenger RNA, 1807 nt
Organism: Zalophus californianus (California sea lion)
Lineage: Eukaryota; Metazoa; Chordata; Mammalia; Carnivora; Otariidae
Gene: TBX1
Product: T-box transcription factor 1
Exons: 8
Coding region: 35-1678 (547 amino acids)
Biological process (GO): cell fate specification; positive regulation of DNA-templated transcription; regulation of transcription by RNA polymerase II
Cellular component (GO): nucleus
Molecular function (GO): RNA polymerase II cis-regulatory region sequence-specific DNA binding; DNA-binding transcription factor activity, RNA polymerase II-specific
Source: RefSeq, a predicted model, not a curated record
CGGAGGCGGCGCCGGCCAGGCCGCCCGGGCGCCUAUGGACGCGCGGAGCCCGCUGUCUCCCCGGGCCAGCGCGUUCAGCAUCGCCUCUCUGGUUGCAGCAGAGGUCGCAGAGCGCACCGUUCGCCUGGGCCCCGGGUCCUCCGACCAGGCGAAGCUCCACCGGCUGUUGGGAUCCCCGGCCGGGAUGCACUUCAGCACCGUCACCAGGGACAUGGAAGCCUUCACGGCCAGCAGCCUGAGCAGCCUGGGGGCCGCGGGGGGCUUCCCGGGCGCCGCGUCGCCGGGCGCCGACCCGUACGGCCCGCGCGAGCCCCCGCCGCCGCCGCCGCCGCGCUACGACCCGUGCGCCGCCGCCGCCCCCGGCGCCCCGGGCCCGCCGCCGCACGCCUACCCGUUCGCGCCGGCCGCCGGGGCCGCCACCAGCGCCGCCGCCGAGCCCGAGGGCCCCGGGGCCAGCUGCGCGGCCGCCGCCAAGGCGCCAGUGAAGAAGAACGCGAAGGUGGCCAGCGUGAGUGUGCAGCUGGAGAUGAAGGCGCUGUGGGACGAGUUCAAUCAGCUGGGCACCGAGAUGAUCGUCACCAAGGCCGGCAGGCGCAUGUUCCCCACGUUUCAAGUGAAGCUCUUCGGCAUGGACCCCAUGGCCGACUACAUGCUCCUCAUGGACUUCGUUCCAGUGGACGACAAGCGCUACCGGUAUGCCUUCCACAGCUCCUCCUGGCUGGUGGCCGGGAAGGCGGACCCUGCCACACCAGGCCGUGUACACUACCACCCUGACUCGCCUGCCAAAGGUGCACAGUGGAUGAAGCAAAUUGUGUCCUUCGACAAGCUCAAGCUGACCAACAACCUGCUGGAUGACAACGGCCAUAUUAUUCUCAACUCCAUGCACAGAUACCAGCCCCGCUUCCACGUUGUUUAUGUGGACCCACGCAAAGAUAGUGAGAAAUAUGCUGAGGAGAACUUUAAAACCUUUGUGUUUGAGGAGACUCGCUUCACUGCGGUCACUGCCUACCAGAACCACCGGAUCACGCAGCUCAAGAUCGCCAGCAACCCCUUCGCCAAAGGCUUCCGAGAUUGCGAUCCGGAGGACUGGCCCCGGAACCACCGGCCCGGCGCGCUGCCGCUUAUGAGCGCCUUCGCGCGCUCGCGGAACCCCGUGGCCUCCCCCACGCAGCCCAACGGCGCAGAGAAAGACGUGGCCGAGGCUCGACGAGAAUUCGAGCGCGACGCGGGCGGACCGGCCGUGCUCGGGGACCCGGCGCACCCGCCGCAGCUGCUGGCACGGGUGCUGAGCCCCGCACUGCCCGGGGCCGGCGGCGCCGGCGGCCUCGUCCCGCUGCCCGGUGCGCCCGGAGGCCGGCCCAGCCCUCCGCACCCCGAGCUGCGCCUGGAGGCGCCCGGCGCGUCGGAGCCGCUGCACCACCACCCCUACAAGUACCCGGCUGCCGCCUACGACCAUUACCUCGGGGCCAAGAGCCGGCCGGCGCCCUACCCGCUGCCCGGCCUGCGCGGCCACGGCUACCACGCGCACACGCACGCGCAUCCGCACCACCACCACCCCGCCGUGAGUCCGGCAGCCGCCGCUGCCGCCGCCGCCGCCGCUGCCGCCGCCGCAGCCGCCAACAUGUACUCGUCGGCCGGGGCCCCGCCUCCCGGCUCCUACGACUACUGCCCCAGAUAAUGCGGGCGCCCGCCAGCUGCUUCCCCGCCCGGGGUCCCCGCACAGCCCCGAGGGCCGUCGGGGUCCCAGUCCACCCAGCCCCAAGGGCCGUCCAAGAACAUGUUCCUCCAGCCCCGGGGGCCAGUGCGG